UACGAUUCACGAUUGGCGUUAAACUGUUAUGACAGUGAAACAGCGACAAUUUAAUUUUUUCUGUGAUGGACGAUGUAGAAAUUCCAAUUUUUUACGAUGAUGAAGGUGAUUUUGUGGGACAUGAAUAUUUGCAAGAUGUGGAAUAUGAAUACGAAUAUGAGGAUAUGGAAAUAGAAACUUUAUUUGAAUUAUACCAAUAUUGUCUCCGACCUACUAUUUAUGAUACAAUAUCAUAUAUACUACCACUACUUGUUUCUACUAUAAUAUUUAGAUUAUGUGCAUAUUCUCACCAUGUAUCACAUAGAACUUUUCAUAUGCUAUCAAUGUUGAUUGGUAUAUAUAAUAUUUAUCAUUAUGUGUCAGAAUGUUUAUACACAUUACUAAUACUUUGCAUAAUUUCAUAUAGUACUUUAUAUAUACACAAAAAAUAUUGCAAAUAUUUAGGUAUAUUUUUAUCAUCACUUUUUAUAACAUAUUGUGAAUUUUCUAUGCCAGCUGUAGUAUGGCAUAAAGUACGAAGUGUAGUAAUGACUAUGGCAAUGAAAACAAUUAGUAUAGCAAUAGACAAAGCUGAUACAAAUGAUUUACCUAAUAUUUAUGCCUAUAUGGGAUACAUGUUUUGUAGUGUUACAUGCCUCUUUGGUCCGUGGAUAUCAUUUAAGGAUUACAUGUCAAUACGUUAUAUAAAUAAUCAGGAUAAGUGGUGGAUAUUAUAUACUAUUCAAUAUGCAUUUUUGUCUUUCCUUUUUUUGACUAUUUCAAAUUGUUGGGCACAAUGGAUGAUCAUGGAAACUUCUUGGAAGUGGUUAUUAGCUUAUAGGGAUGCAUUAUCUUUCAGAAUGUCUCAUUAUUUUAUCUCAUACAUUGCAUCCACUUUAUUACUAUUAGGAGGAUUUCCAUUUACAUUAAGUACCAUAGUGAAACCAUUCAAAAUAGAAUUUCCACGUUCACUUGUACAUGUAGUGAUUUGUUGGAAUAUACCAAUGCACUUUUGGCUAAAAACUUAUAUUUUUCGUCCAAGUAUUAAAUACUUAGGAAAGUUUGGAGCUGUAACAAUGACAUAUUUAACAAGUGCCCUUUUACAUGGAUUAAAUUUUCAAUUGGCAGCAGUUUUGCUUAGUCUUGGUUUUUACACCUAUGUAGAAUUUCAACUUAGAUUUAUGCUUGCUAAUAUUUUUGAUGCAUGUAUUGCAUCAAAGCAGUGUACCAAAAAUAAAUGUGUACAUGCAUAUAACACUCACAAUUCAUGGUGGGUGUUUUUAACAAAUAUGAUGUUUUCUGGAUUAUCAAUUUUUCAUUUAGCUUAUUUAGGCCUUAUGUUUGAUACAUCUGAAUUACAAGAAACAGGAUAUAGUUAUGUUCAUACUAUUGAAAAAUGGUCUCAACUUGGAUUUGCUAGCCACUGGGUAGUGUUUGCUACAUAUUGCAUAUAUUUUUUAAUUAGGUAG
Eufriesea mexicana is the source of this 1448-nucleotide messenger RNA. RefSeq names its product Protein-serine O-palmitoleoyltransferase por (gene por). The record is from RefSeq and is a predicted model, not a curated record. Gene Ontology annotation, molecular function: Wnt-protein binding; palmitoleoyltransferase activity. NCBI's taxonomy places the organism in Eukaryota, Metazoa, Arthropoda, Insecta, Hymenoptera, Apidae. Bases 66 to 1448 code for a protein of 460 amino acids. Gene Ontology annotation, biological process: Wnt protein secretion; protein palmitoylation; lipid modification. The transcript is spliced from 6 exons. Gene Ontology annotation, cellular component: membrane; endoplasmic reticulum.